AUGAUUCGACCAAUAUUAGAAACUAUGAGAAAUCUUUUUCGAAAUAUUCUCGUAUUACAGAUAAAUCCAGCAAGUAAACUGAUAAAGCUCUGUCCUUUUGCGCUACAACACUCAUCAGUCAUCUGCUAUACAUGUGGACGUACUCCUGAAUAUUAUAAUGAAUUUUUAGUUUUUUCAGAUUUGUACAAUAGGUGUGACUGUGAUCAAAAACCUUCUGCGGAAGUCGACUACGGUCUUCAAUAUGAAGUUUCAGAUAAAAUGGGUGAAGAAUCUUUAUCAGCUAUGGAAUUAACUGUGCUGACGCUGAAAACAGCAAUCAUGGAGUUCGCUCAAUUCUAUGCUAAGUAUUGUAAUAAAAUGAAUAACACAGAUCCUAUUAUGGUAACCUUGAAACGGAUGCUUGCUGAGGAGAAACAAUUUAGUGCACAAGCAAAUUUCGGAAGUCUCAAUGAAGAUUUAUAUGGCUUACUGAUACGUUUGAGAAGAGACUACAAAGAAGCACAAAAAACAUCUAUGUUAACCGAUGCAUCUAUUGAUUUGUUAAAUGUUUAUGAAAGACUGAAAAUGAUAAGUGAAAUCGAUGAAAUUAAAGCGCAAAUGGCUCUUAUUAGAAAAAGACAAAAAAACUUUAUUAAAAACCAUGAAAAAAACAUUUAA
Messenger RNA from Rotaria socialis, 657 nucleotides. Lineage: Eukaryota; Metazoa; Rotifera; Eurotatoria; Philodinida; Philodinidae. The record is from the annotation of a GenBank genome assembly.